AUGGCCCUCGUGACCCUCGUCGGCUACCCUUGCUCUGGCAAAUCCACCCUGGCUUCGAAACUCAAGAUCGAAUUCGAAGCUCGAUUGUCCGACUCGUCUUAUUCUGGGCCAAAAUUAUCAGUGGUCAUAAUCUCAGAUGAAUCUUGUCAUGUUCCAAGGACUGUUUACGAUGAUAGCAAAUCAGAAAAAUCAGGUCGUGCAACUCUUUUCGCAUCCCUAACCAGAGCAUUGGGACCAAAUACGAUAGUCAUCUGUGACUCUUUGAACUAUAUCAAAGGGUUUCGAUAUCAAAUGUAUUGUUCUGCCCGCGAAGCUCACGCGAGGGUAUGUACGGUUCACAUUGCGACCCCAGCUGAACAAUGUGUGAAAUGGCAUGAGAGGAGGGGAGAGUGUAGUUAUGUUCCUUCCACAUUCGAAAACCUUAUCAUGCGAUUCGAAGAACCAUCCUCCAUGGUCCGUUGGGAUUCCCCCUUAUAUCUAAUCUUACCUUCCGACCCUAUCCCCUUUUCUUCCAUAUUCGAAACUAUCACCAAAGGCUUCAAAGCACCACCAACAGCUGCUGUCAAACGAAACGCCGCUCCACCACCCAAUACCAUGCAAGUACUCUCCGGUACCACUUCACAUAUCAUUUCAACCCUUUUGACACAUCUCAACGCUAUACCAACUUCCACUUCUUUCUCCAUCCCCUCUCCGCCUUCGUCACCCGAUACGAAUCUAGUUUUGCAUUUACCAAUGAGGAGAGUUUUGUUACCUGAUAAUGGGAUGGCAGCUGGGAAUUGGAGUGAGAAUGAGGUGGCUAGUGCUUUUGUCAAAUUUUUAGAAAUUCAAUGGGAUACUGUGCAAUAA
This is a messenger RNA of Tremella mesenterica DSM 1558, 846 nucleotides long. RefSeq lists its product as uncharacterized. The transcript has 4 exons. NCBI's taxonomy places the organism in Eukaryota, Fungi, Basidiomycota, Tremellomycetes, Tremellales, Tremellaceae. The coding region runs from base 1 to 846 and encodes 281 amino acids. The record is from RefSeq and is a predicted model, not a curated record.